Messenger RNA from Dermacentor albipictus, 378 nucleotides. Its product is annotated as protein POLR1D-like. NCBI's taxonomy places the organism in Eukaryota, Metazoa, Arthropoda, Arachnida, Ixodida, Ixodidae. The record is from RefSeq and is a predicted model, not a curated record.
AUGUCGCUCACCGACGAAGAGCUUGAGCGUCUCGCCAGGGAGGAGAUACUGCGUGAAACGAAACGCGGCGCCGAGCGGGCGAAGGACCACGGCGCCUACGGUUGGCAAAAGCCCCGCAUCCAUCCGACCAACAAGAAUUUCCUCAAGAACACGCUCCUCAGCACCCUAGUUGGUAGGAGGAGAGAUAACGCGAAUAGAGAGCCUGUGCGAUUGCCCAAGGAGCACAGCCGCCCAGUGGGCAGUCACGGCAAGUCGACCACGUUUUCUGAUGACCUCGCGAACAAGCAGUCACCGGACCGAAAGGACGAGCGGAAGAUCGCUGCUGAUAAAAGUGACAGGAAAAGGACACACGAUGGUGUUCGAAAAAAGAAGCAGUGA